Aspergillus melleus is the source of this 1663-nucleotide messenger RNA. RefSeq names its product porin (gene POR1). Gene Ontology annotation, molecular function: voltage-gated monoatomic anion channel activity. Gene Ontology annotation, cellular component: mitochondrial outer membrane. Bases 636 to 1397 code for a protein of 253 amino acids. Gene Ontology annotation, biological process: monoatomic anion transmembrane transport. Lineage: Eukaryota; Fungi; Ascomycota; Eurotiomycetes; Eurotiales; Aspergillaceae. The transcript is spliced from 2 exons. The record is from RefSeq and is a predicted model, not a curated record.
CCAUCGCUUUUCUCUCCUUCCCUUCCCUCUUUUCCCUCCUCCAUCAUCCUUCCUGUUUCCAUUCUCAAUUCGACGUCAUCCCCCUAACGUCCCUCCCUCUUUUCAAAAUGUCUGCUCCUGCUGCUUUCUCCGACAUCGCCAAGGCGGCCAAUGAUGUAUGCCCUGCUGAAAUCCCAGUCCUCUUGCGUGCUGUCGACCUUGGCUGAGGACAGCUCCUCGGGAAGGGAUUUUCGUGCUAACAAUCGACGCAACAGCUCCUUAACAAGGAUUUCUACCACACCAGCGCUGGUAUGCAUCUUCUCGCCCGCUCUCGCUCGCCAUUGCGAUUGAGAUUUUCAGCUUUUAAGUGCCUUUCAACUGACGGAAUCCCAAUUUAGCCAGCCUCGAGGUUAAGUCCAAGGCCCCCAAUGGCGUCACCUUCAACGUCAAGGGCAAGUCCGCCCACGAGGGUCCCAUUGCCGGCACUGUAAGUCCAGCCUGGUCAUCCAACCAACCAGAUGCAAUACAGAACCGUCUCUAACAGAUCUCUCUGCGAAUAGCUUGAGGCCAAAUACGUCGACAAGCCUACCGGUAAACGCCCCCUACGACGCAGACCACCCGACCCCAAUUGCACACCGCUGCGCGAGCCUAAACCCAUGGAACUCAUGUUCUCGUGUGGUCAUGUCUUGUCCAAGCGGUUCCUAUUCUUUUUCACCUCAAGGAUAAGUGAUCAUGCAGUCAGGCUAAUAUUCCGUCCCCGCUCAGGCCUUACCCUCACCCAGGCUUGGACUACCGCCAACGCCCUCGACACCAAGCUCGAGCUGGACAACAACAUCGCCAAGGGCCUGAAGGCUGAGAUCCUGACCCAGUACCAGCCCGCCAAGCAGUCCAAGGGCGCCAAGCUCAACCUCCACUUCAAGCAGCCCAACCUGCACGCCCGUGCUUUCUUCGACCUGCUCAACGGCCCCUCCGCCAACUUCGACGCUGUCCUGGGCCACGAGGGCUUCCUCGUCGGUGCUGAGGGUGGCUAUGACGUCCAGAAGGCCGCCAUCACCAAGUACUCCGCUGCCGUUGGCUACAGCGUUCCCCAGUACACCGCUGCCAUCACCGCCGGCAACAACCUGACCGUCUUCGCCGCCAGCUACUACCACCGCGUCAACGCUCAGGUCGAGGCCGGUGCCAAGGCUACCUGGGACUCCAAGGUCGGCAACUCCGUCGGCCUUGAGGUUGCCAGCAAGUACCGCCUGGACCCCUCUUCCUUCGCUAAGGCCAAGAUCAACGACCGUGGUAUUGCCGCUCUGGCCUACAACGUUCUCCUCCGCCCCGGUGUCACCCUCGGCCUCGGUGCCUCCUUCGAUACCCAGAACCUCAACCAGGCUGCCCACAAGGUUGGCGGCAGCUUCACCUUCGAGGCUUAAAUGUGCCCAAAUACCAUUGGCGCCCCCUUCACUCCUGAGGCCUUUCGUGUAGCCCGUGGGUCGCAGAUUUUGAAACAUACAUAAUAGCUAGAUAUGCCGUCACGUUUGCGCUCUGGUUGGUCCUGACGAGAGGAAACUUUCUGGAGAGAGUGGGUCGUUAUUGAAUGUCAUUUCUAUUUAAUCAUGUAUCGUAGUUGUGGACGAUAAUUGUAUAUCAAUCAAGUCUAAAUUUCCUUUGUUGCUAGAGGGACAGCCUAUAUGACUAU